AUGUCAAGCCAUCUUGUUAGGCUUCAGCAUCAUCAAGCUCGACAAAACCAACUAUAUCGAACAGGCAGUAAUUCGUCUCUACGAUCAGGAGAAUCAAAUCAACAAUAUACGACAGGCGCAACAGAAAAUGCUAAUGGUGGACAUGGGUCCAUUAUUUCUGGUUCUAUUCUCUCUGGGGGAGCUAGUAAUAUCCGUUCUGGCUCAAAAUUAGAUUAUAAUCAAACAGCACAUGUACCAUUUGAAGUUCUGGUAUCUGCUCAAAGAGAUUCAAAUGAAAAUGGCUAUGGUAUUACAGGUUCAGUUAUAGGAAGUAAUCAGAUACAAAAUGGCUCGUAUGUUGGCCGACCCGGAUAUGCAAUGCGAAGUGCUAGUAUUGUUAGUUAUCAGCCCUCUACAAUUGCUGGAAAGUCGACUCAAGGUGGAAGAUCUCUCAAUAGUGCAAGUCAUUUAAAAUUGUCACGAAGUUUAGGAGCUUCGAAAGUGAGAUUUAUUUUUAUUUUCUUUACCAAAUUAUGUUAA
Protopolystoma xenopodis is the source of this 519-nucleotide messenger RNA. Lineage: Eukaryota; Metazoa; Platyhelminthes; Monogenea; Polystomatidea; Polystomatidae. The record is from the annotation of a GenBank genome assembly.